Laccaria bicolor S238N-H82 is the source of this 471-nucleotide messenger RNA. RefSeq lists its product as uncharacterized. The coding region runs from base 1 to 471 and encodes 156 amino acids. The transcript is spliced from 2 exons. NCBI's taxonomy places the organism in Eukaryota, Fungi, Basidiomycota, Agaricomycetes, Agaricales, Hydnangiaceae. The record is from RefSeq and is a predicted model, not a curated record.
AUGGACGAUUUGUUAGGUUGCCUAGCCACGGCACUCCGCAAGACAAUCAAUCUAUCCGUCCAUGCGAGUUCGGUGCUGGUGGUCUUAUCGCCAAAUUCAGAAGGUGUUCUGGCGAACUGGCACUCCAUAACGUCACCUUCGCGUACCUUCGCGUCCUACCAUCCCCGUCCUCUCCAACCUCUGCAUCUUCCCCCCUGCAAACGAAAUCACGUUCAUUAUCGGGUCCUCCGCGUCCGGCCAAUCCAUCGUCACUCAGCUCCUCUUGAGCAUGUACAACCCUUCAAGCGGGACACAUCACCAUCGACGAGCACGGCGUCCAGUUCCCUCGACGACAAGCUCACAGAGUGGAGUGGCCAUCUCGAACGGGAGGGUGUAUUCGAGAAUGUCGUUGUUGGUGUGCUUGUUCAACGGGUGCCCGUCAUGGCGAAGGAAGAGGCGGAGGAUGCGCGCCGUGCUGCGCUGAUACAUUAG